GCGGGCUUAUUUAGGGAAAGGAAGAGAAAGAAGAAAGGACUGAAAGAAAACGUUUUUCCUUCGCACAGCCUACGUUCAUGAUGAAGCUUUACGGAGUUCUUGUCCUGUUUGUAACUUUUUCUGUUGCAUCCGGAUUGAGAUGCUACAUAUGUGUAACAUCUGAUCCCAGUGGCUGUACAAAUUAUUUGACUUGUCCUGAUGGUUUCGACCGAUGUGGUUCUUUUGAGUCAGAAGGACUGAUUGACAGGGGCUGCUGGAAAAAGGCAGAUUGCAUUUCUCCCAUUCAGUGCUGUGACAAGGACUUGUGCAACGGUGCCUUACUGACUCGCAACACUGCCGUACUGAUUGGGAAAGGUGCCGUACUGAUUGGCAACGGUACCUUUCUGACUGGCAAAGGUGCCGUACUGAUUGGCAACGGUACCAUUCUGACUGGAAAAGGUGCCGUACUGACUGGCAACGGUCCUGUACCAACUGGACCUGGUGUCACCCUGCUGCUCCUGUCUUCAGCCCUUAUGAUGCUCUUUAUUUAAGGCUCUGAAAUCAUGAUCCUGUUCUGGUUUAUUGUUUUGUCUAUUAACAGUUAACCUAAGUUGACAGCAAACAUGAAGUCAGGACAAAUAUGCAUUAUUUAUAUUCAUCAUAUAAAACACAUAUGUCUCUUUUAAACAUGAAACAAAAUUUGUAAGCUAUGAAGGAAUAAACA
Poecilia latipinna (sailfin molly) is the source of this 703-nucleotide messenger RNA. RefSeq names its product lymphocyte antigen 6G-like. Bases 78 to 530 code for a protein of 150 amino acids. The transcript is spliced from 3 exons. The record is from RefSeq and is a predicted model, not a curated record. Lineage: Eukaryota; Metazoa; Chordata; Actinopteri; Cyprinodontiformes; Poeciliidae.